Molecule: messenger RNA, 819 nt
Organism: Ananas comosus (pineapple)
Lineage: Eukaryota; Viridiplantae; Streptophyta; Magnoliopsida; Poales; Bromeliaceae
Exons: 2
Coding region: 1-819 (272 amino acids)
Source: RefSeq, a predicted model, not a curated record
AUGGCUCCUCUCGUGAGAGAUAUAUUGGCCUUUCACAAAAUCGACCGCGCUUUGUAUGACAAGUUCGUCGCCCACGGAACAAACCCGCAACUCGCGCGUAACGUGGUUACGCUGAUCAUGUGGCUCGAUUUGAUCGGCAUCAACAUCGUCGGCUUCACGAGAGAGCUCCAAAACCACGCCGAGAUCGUCCGAUUCGUGUCCGAGUCCGAGGUGGUCCUCAAUUGCCUGCGCCAGGACUCGCCGCCGCUUUCCCCCAAAGGCGGCGCCUACGCGGAAAUACCGACCAUCUCUUCGCUCGCGAGAGAGUCCUUCGACCUCCGCUUCUUCCUCUUCCACCAGGACAUGGUGGUGCGGGGGCUCGCGCAAUUGCUCGACGGCGUCGGCACUGUGAUCUUCGACGACGGCUUGAACGCGCUGUUCUGGGCCCACGAGGCCGCUGUGAGGGCCGCGGAGGAGGAGGCCAGGUGGAAAGGGUCACGACCGGUGCUCCCCCCUCUCCCGCCCGAGUUGGCGAAGCCCUACUACUCUCGCGGGCUCGCACCGAUGCCCGACGAUUGCCGGUCGAUGUUCAUAACCUUCUCGAAGGGGAAUCCCCUGCGAAGGGACGAAAUCGUAGAGUAUUUCACUGAGAGAUGGGGGGACUGCAUAGAGCGGGUGAUGAUGGAGAGGACGCCGCCCGGAGUGACGCCGAUGUACGGGAGGAUCGUGUUCACGGGUGAGUCGUUCAUCGGGCUCGUGCUCAACGGAGAGCGGCUCGUAAAGUUCAUGAUCAACGGAAGGCAAUUGUGGGCUCGUAAGUACGUGCCGCGAAUCAACUGA